CACAAAUAGAAGGAAAAAAAAAAGCCUAAAAUUUCCCCGCUCCACGGAAACACUCCGUCCCGUCCACAAAUGAAUCAACGGCGCAAUUUCUCGUUCUCCUCUCUCCUUGUACUUCUUCUUCUUCUACUCCUAUCGCCGGCAGUUGUCUUGGGAGAGUGCGAGGCUGACGAUAAUUCCGACCGCGACCGUGCGACGGCGCUGAAGUACAAGCUGGUCGCACUCGCGUCGAUUCUGCUGGCCGGAACGAUCGGAGUCUGCCUCCCCGUGGUGGCACAGAAAAAGAUUCCGGCCUUGCACCCGGACAAGAACGUGUUCUUCCUCGUGAAGGCCUUCGCCGCCGGGGUCAUCCUUUCCACCGGAUUCAUCCACGUGUUCCCCGACGCGUUCGAGAGUUUGACCUCGCCCUGUCUCCCCAAGAAACCCUGGGGCGAUUUCCCCUUCGCCGGAUUUAUCGCCAUGGUGGCCGCGAUGGGGACUCUGGCGAUCGAUUCCUUUGCGACUUCGUAUUACACGAGGGCACAUGGUAAAAAUUGUGAGGAUGGGAAGGACGGCGGCGGCGGCGAUCUUGAGGCGACGGAUGGCGGCGGCGGCGGCGGUGGUCACGUGCACGUGCAUACGCAUGCGACUCACGGCCAUUCUCACGGCGCUAUUUCGGCGGGGGCGAGUUCUGAUGAGGCGCAACUCACUCGCCACCGCGUCAUCUCGCAGGUUUUGGAGGUUGGCAUCGUCGUGCACUCAGUGAUAAUAGGCAUUUCGUUGGGCGCAUCGGAGAGUCCCAAGACAAUAAGACCUUUGGUUGCCGCCCUGACGUUCCAUCAAUUCUUUGAAGGAAUGGGACUUGGAGGCUGCAUUGCUCAGGCGAAAUUCAAGGCCAGAGUUGUGGCAUGGAUGUCUGUCUUCUUCUCACUCACAACUCCACUAGGAAUCGCAAUUGGAUUCGGCAUAUCCAACGUGUACAAGGAGAAUAGUCCAACUGCUUUGAUAAUGGAAGGAGUGUUCAAUGCAGCAUCAUCUGGAAUCUUGAUAUACAUGGCACUUGUGGAUAUGCUCGCAGCUGACUUCAUGAACCCAAAAGUGCAAGCCAGUGGACGACUUCAAAUCGGAGUGCAAAUUUCUCUUCUUUUAGGUUCUGGCUUUAUGUCCCUACUUGCAAAAUGGGCUUAAAUUUCCAUUAAACUUCUGUAGGUUUUUUUUGUUUUUUGUUUUGGGGUAUUCUAUCCUUUCUCUUCUCCUUCAUUGCAUUAUUAUUUGAAAUGAAAACUUCAUAGAAUUGUUCCGUUUCACGAUAGCACAUUGUAAAUAAAC
Linum tenue is the source of this 1305-nucleotide messenger RNA. NCBI's taxonomy places the organism in Eukaryota, Viridiplantae, Streptophyta, Magnoliopsida, Malpighiales, Linaceae. The record is from the annotation of a GenBank genome assembly.